Punica granatum (pomegranate) is the source of this 1046-nucleotide messenger RNA. The record is from RefSeq and is a predicted model, not a curated record. NCBI's taxonomy places the organism in Eukaryota, Viridiplantae, Streptophyta, Magnoliopsida, Myrtales, Lythraceae.
UAUGGCAGCCUCCUGAAUCUCUUCUCUUCUCAAACCGCCAUUAAAGGACAUAUAAGCUCGCAAAGCUCAGCAGUAAACCUCAGUUGCAGUGGAUAACAAUGGAGUCCGCUAUGCUUCGUUCCUGUUCCUCGCCUGUGCUCGUUGAAGCGACGAAGAGAAGGGACGUUCCCUCCGCUCCUUCCGCCAUCACCUGCUCGUCCAAGAGCCACGAGUACAUCCCCAAGCUCGAGCCUUUCAGCAGGACCAAGUUCGAGCGCGGCGUCAAGGAGCCCCCCUUGAUCAAAAAAUGCGAGAACGAGCUCGCCGAUUACUGCUCGACGCUCGAAGGAGAUCGAUCGUACAGCUGUUGGAGAGCCUACUUCGAGCUGAAGGAUCUCGAAAAGGAUUUCCCGAAAGAGGACUUGGAGAAGCUGAUCAUACAGGCCGGAGGGGUCAAGUCAUUGAUCGGGUGCUUACAUGGGAUAUCGGCGAUCCACAAAGCGAAGAAGAAUGGACUUGCCCUCGUGAAGCCGUUGGAUUACGAGGACAGUAGCAGGAGGAGCUGCCCGAUACCCGACGGUUUACCGAAGUCCCCUGAGGAGAUGGAGGAAGAAGAGAAGAGCAGAUUGCCCGACUCGCCCUUCACGCGGCUGCUCAGAAGCAAGGGAAGGUACCCUGCUUGGUACUCGCCUGCUCCGGAUCACGAGACUGAUUGAGUGAUCGACAUUACUAUAUUUCCGAUAGUUUGAUACAGGGUGCUUAAAAAUGUACAUACGGAUGGAUCUUUAGAAGAUUGUGGUUGUGAGAAGAUGUUUCUUAUGCUAGAUGAUCUUCGGAUCGGUGGUGUGUUAAUCGAUCUCUAGUAUUGUAAGAUAAGAGUCUGCGAUUCGCGUGUAAUUAGCAACCAUUUUUCAGUUGUCCUGUGAGAUGAACUUUUGCUUUUGCACCUCUUCAUCUGUGUAUUAUAUUCCUCCUUUAUUGCAUUGAGAAUGAUGGAGCAAUCCUAUGUACCAGCAUUAAGAACGUGUUCUGCAGAAGGAAGAAAGAAUAAAUUGCGAGUACUCUCA